Camellia sinensis is the source of this 1010-nucleotide messenger RNA. Its product is annotated as protein FAR1-RELATED SEQUENCE 1. Lineage: Eukaryota; Viridiplantae; Streptophyta; Magnoliopsida; Ericales; Theaceae. The record is from RefSeq and is a predicted model, not a curated record.
CAAGCAUGCUUUUCAUUUAACAGCCUCCACUCUACUCAACCCUCUCCUCAACUCCGAACUUCCGAAUCCUUGGAACGUAAAUCUCUCUCUUUCUCUCUCGCGAGGACUGGUCGAGAGUUUACAGGGGAAUUUGGGAUCUCUGAAUCAAUGGAUGAAAACCCAUGUGCGAGCAAUGGCGGGGAAAUGAUAAAAAGUUCUAAUGGAAAAGAGUUAGUUAUUAAUGAAGGAAAUUCAGAUAGGGAACCUUAUGUGGGUAUGGAAUUUGAAUCUGAGGAGGCUGCCAAGGUGUUCUAUGAUGCAUAUGCAACAAGCUUGGGCUUCGUCAUGCGAGUUGAUGCGUUUCGACGGUCAAUGCGUGAUGGGAAUGUUGUUUGGCGUCGACUGGUGUGUAAUAAAGAAGGUUUUCGUAAAUGCAGACCUCGGAGAAGUGAGAACAGGAAACCCAGAGCGAUCACCAGGGAGGGCUGUAAGGCAAUGAUUGUGGUAAAGAAAGAGAAGACAGGAAAAUGGGUUGUUACAAGAUUUGUUAAGGAGCACAAUCAUCCGCUGGUGGUUGCACCGGCCAACAGUCGUCGCAGUGUGCUCCUAUUGCAAACACCAGAUGAGAAAGACGUAAAAAUUCGGGAAUUGACAGCUGAGUUACAUCGGGAGAGAAAGAGAUCUGCAUCUAUUCAAGAACAGCUUGAUAUGGUUUUGAAAGAUAUGGAGGAGCAUUCCAAUAACCUAUCAAGAAACAUUGAUGACAUAGUUCAAAGUGUGAAACAAAUUGAAUCAAAGAGAGUUGUCCUUUCACACAGCUGAUGGUCUGAUUAGUUGUUCACUUUAAUUUGUCUUUGUAAAAUUUCUUUUGCAGACAAUAUUUGUUUUCCGGGAUGUAAAUAAUCUGUCCGUUGAGAUGAAUUUUCCCUGUUUCUGUAAGAAGAAAGUAACCAAUUAAGCUGCUUUGAAGAUUGGAUCCUUAGCUCCAAAUGCUUGACAUUAAUUGAUGGCUGAAGUAAAUAUUCUUGCAA